GUUUACAGGUGAGCAUGUUCAGAGGAAGUAACAAGCAGUGAAUGGUAACAUUUCAAUAUGGGGACCAAUUCUCACUUUUAACUAGUUGCUUAUUAGUUUGCAUAUUGGCAUAUUAAUGCAUUAUUCUGCAUGAUCAUAUUCUACAUCCCUUAAUCCUAUCCCCAUACCUAAACUUAACAACUACCUUACUAACUAAUAAUAAGCAGUAAAUUAGGAGUCAAAAGUCAUAGUUAAUAGUGACUAUGUGUUUGCCAUACUGAAAUGUUACUCAGUGAAUAUGCAUUGCUGUCAACAUAAAAAAAUGCUAAAAAUUGUCUUUGCAUUUCUCAGAAUUUUCAUGUGCAACAAAUUUACAUCUUUUUAUUUCAGAUCUGCUGUAGUUAACUAUGGCAUGUGGGACCAGCUCAGGGUUGACCAUGGUAGGGAAUUUUACAUGUCCCUAUACAUGCAAGAGAAGCUGUCAAGACGCAGACAACCAUACCUCCAAACAGCUUCAACAAUGAAUCUUAGAGUUGAAAGGAUUUGGCCUGAAGUGAACAAUCGGGUGAACUACCCAUUGAAACAGGCCCUGGUGCACCUGCUAGACCAAGAAGUCAUCAACAUGGAGGACAGUAUGACUAAAUUCUGCACUUCAAACCUGGCAUGUCAGUUAAGCCAAAUUGGACUAAAUAGAGUAGUGCAGGCAUGGAAUGCUCAUAGGAUCCCAGGCCGUGGAAUACCCAAUGAACUUGCAGCAAGUGGAUGUCCAUCAAAAAUUUCAGAUGAGCUGCUGCCCAAUGCCUCUGUUGUGGCAAAUAUGUACGAGCAGGAGUUGGGAUCGUCGCUGACUUGGACGUCUACCUUUGGAACGGACCCCUUUUCCUCUGAGGAGGACAGAUGUCAUGCAGAGCAGGACUUUGUAGAAAAGUAUCCAGACAUCUCUCUACUUUUCAAUGAAGCAGUGAACGGUGAAUAUAGCCUUUUUCAGGAUGCAUUGCUUUACCUCAUAAAUGUAACCCAAAGAUAUGUAUGAAAAGUGACAUUAAUUCUCUAUUUUUUUUUUUAAGCAGUGA
Megalobrama amblycephala (Wuchang bream) is the source of this 1052-nucleotide messenger RNA. RefSeq lists its product as uncharacterized. The transcript has 3 exons. Lineage: Eukaryota; Metazoa; Chordata; Actinopteri; Cypriniformes; Xenocyprididae. The record is from RefSeq and is a predicted model, not a curated record. Bases 278 to 1012 code for a protein of 244 amino acids.